Molecule: messenger RNA, 959 nt
Organism: Morus notabilis
Lineage: Eukaryota; Viridiplantae; Streptophyta; Magnoliopsida; Rosales; Moraceae
Product: protein ELF4-LIKE 3
Exons: 3
Coding region: 308-658 (116 amino acids)
Biological process (GO): entrainment of circadian clock; positive regulation of circadian rhythm
Source: RefSeq, a predicted model, not a curated record
CUCUCUUUCUUUCUCUCUCUACCAUCUAUCUCUCUCUCUCUAAAACUCUUUCUCUUAAAAUUCUCAGAAUCUAGAGAGAGAUAGGUCUGUUUUCUUCUGUUCCGAGGAUUCGGUUCAAUCGCCGAUCUUCCUUAUUUGUUUUUCCGCUGUUCCUCGGGAACUCCUUUCCAAUCCGUGUCUCUUCCAGUCCCAGAAUGUAAUGUUUCAGAUUUUCAAGAUCCUUUUUUUUUUUUAAGAGCAACAAAUGGAGGGAGAUUUUUCUGAUUUGAUAGAAUUCUGAUAAAAAAAAAAAGAAAAAUAGAAAACAAUGGAAGGCGAUACAUUUUCUGGGCUUCGAAAUGGUACUACACAGAUUGACGGGAAAAUAUUGCAGACAUUUCAGAAGAACUUUGUUCAAGUCCAGAACAUCUUGGAUCAGAACAGAUUGCUGAUAAACCAGAUAAACCAAAACCAUGAGUCCAAAAUUCCUGACAAUCUCAGCAGAAAUGUGGGUCUCAUCAGAGAACUCAACAACAAUAUCAGAAGGGUUGUUGACCUUUACUCUGAUCUCUCAUCUUCCUUCACCAAAUCCAUGGACGCUUCUUCCGAAGGCGACUCGAGUGGAGCUCUCAAAUCCGAUGCCAAAGCGGCCGGUCUUAAACGGAAUCGGCCGCUUUAAUUAGAAGAUGAAUUUGAUUUUCUACAAUUUGUUUUUGGAAAGGAAUUCAACGAUAUUAUUGCUGUUGAGAUCAAUGGUUCAAAAAAAGUGAUUAGAUAAUUAUUCUGUAACUCUUUUAUUGUUAUCAGUGACUGUUGUUGCUACAACUACUAUUACUAGCUCACUCACUUUGUCCUUACAUUUAUUAGAACAAAAUAAUUGUACGGUAUUAUUCCCAGUUCGUUGUAACUAUAUAUAUAUUGUGUAACUAUGGAUCUAAUUUUAAGAGGAGGGAAAAAAAAAAUCAAUAUUUGGAGUGUUU